This is a messenger RNA of Blepharisma stoltei, 780 nucleotides long. NCBI's taxonomy places the organism in Eukaryota, Ciliophora, Heterotrichea, Heterotrichida, Blepharismidae. The record is from the annotation of a GenBank genome assembly.
AUGGGGAGCCUCGAUACAAUCCCAGUCGACAUUAUAAGGUAUCACAUCCUUCCUUUUAUUCGAGAUCCAAGGACAUUUGUUUAUAUUGGAGGUGUGAACCAUAGCCUUCGUCAUUCUUGGAAAAAUCUAGGACAUUCAAUAACAGAUCUAGUCAAAGAAAGAAUUCCUUCGUUUGAAAACCUUCACAAAGAAGUCGAGAGUGAAAUGCAAACCGAUAAAUGCCCUGGGCUAACAAAAGAUUUGCAUUUUGCUGCAGUCGCAGUCGAUAAUAUCGAUUACCGACAGAUUGAUUACAAUGAUGAGCAUGCCUUAUAUCUUUUAUCAGUCUUUUGAGUGUAUUUAAUGAUGACAACUGAGCCAGCAACCAAGGAAGAAAUUUUAUACCUCUUUAUAUAAAUGCCUCAAUAAUUUAAUUAUAAUAUAUAGAAAAAAAGGAUACUGAUAAUUAAAUUUGAGAUCAGCCUCAUUCUGAUGGAAAUAGAACUUUUUAAUAAAGAAAAUGCAAUUGAAAAUUUAGAGCACGUUGAUCCAAGAUGGGUGGAGAGAAAAAUGGUGGAUAAAGUUAUUGAAAUGAUUGCAACUGCCCAGUGAAGAGAAGUUGAAGGGAGAUUUAUGGGACAAAAAGAAGAACCAAUUAUUACGUGGAUAAAACAUUUUACAAGAUAUUUGCAGAUUGGACAACUUGUACAAGAAAAUCAAAGAAAGGAGGAGUAUUAUGCAGACUCGAUUGAUAGGCUAAAAAAUAUCAUAAAGAAUCAGCACCAAAUUUGGAGACCUUAA